This is a messenger RNA of Symsagittifera roscoffensis, 1080 nucleotides long. RefSeq lists its product as uncharacterized. The record is from RefSeq and is a predicted model, not a curated record. Bases 15 to 989 code for a protein of 324 amino acids. The transcript is spliced from 4 exons. Gene Ontology annotation, molecular function: nucleic acid binding. Lineage: Eukaryota; Metazoa; Xenacoelomorpha; Acoela; Convolutidae.
UGGAUCAAACCGUUAUGAAACGGUUUUCAGAUACCCCAUCUGGAAACGUCAAUGGCAAGUCAUCACGAGAUGAUCCUUCUUUCGAUCCUCCUCUGAGCGAAGUGAGAGAGUGUGGCCAACUGCAGUUGCUGUUUGCUACUGGGUUUGACCACAAAGAAGUUUCAGAUGAGCAAUUGAAGUUGCAUUUUGCGCAGUUUGGGUUCCCGAAGGAGAUACAUGUAGUUGAAGAGUAUGAGAGCGUAGAAGAUGCCGACCAGCAAAAGAACCCCUUCGUCUACUGUCAGGUUACAAUGAGUAAAUAUGAGGAAACUACUGAAGCGCUCACUAAAUUCGACAAAGUCUAUCAUCAGAAAGGUCUCGAGAAGCUGGUAGUGAUGCGCUACAAACCACGUGGAUUGAGAGACCUAGAGGACAAGUAUGUUCCGAAUGGAGUUGAAUUGCAGAAUGUUCCGGAUACUGCGGAGGCGAAGAAAAGUCUGCAACCAUUUUUGGAAUCUAUUCCAGGCAUCAGAUGUGUGUCUAUUUUGCUGCUCACGCCAGAACGCAAUGACGAUGAGCCGCGUUUCAAUGUCUACUUCGAAACUGUAGAUAUGGCUGACAGCCUGAUCAUUCUGGGCAAAAUCCGGUACCCAGCUGCGAAAAAUGCCACUAUCCGAUUUCUGCGCGUCCCUCGUAACACGGAAACAAUGUCCCAUGCCAAAGCUAUGAAGACGCCAUAUGUAACUCCGAAGUGUAUCGACCCAGACGUGAACAAGAAGUUGAAGUGCAAUUUCGAAGUGAGCAGAGGGUACCAAGCAGGAUACAGGAAGACAAUGAGCAAUAUACAAGAUGUAAUUCAGCAGUACCUUGCAGGAGCACCAUCUGCUGUGUCAGAUCCAAAGAAGCUAGCGACCGCCAUCAACAAAAUGAUCGCCAAACCUGUACCCACAAAUCCACCUUCGACAGUUACAUGCAAUACAUGUCUACCGGCUGCAGCUACUGCACAUUGAUCUUAAAAACGAGAUUCAUGUCUGACUUUGAAUUAUUUUACGAAUUUUUCUGAUGAUUUUUUUUUGUUUUGUACGAUCUCAAAUUUGAUUG